Molecule: messenger RNA, 1233 nt
Organism: Debaryomyces hansenii CBS767
Lineage: Eukaryota; Fungi; Ascomycota; Pichiomycetes; Serinales; Debaryomycetaceae
Product: AAR2 splicing factor family protein
Exons: 1
Coding region: 1-1233 (410 amino acids)
Biological process (GO): spliceosomal tri-snRNP complex assembly
Source: RefSeq, a predicted model, not a curated record
AUGGCUUCGUCUAAACCUCCACAAACUACCCUUGUAUUUGAGAAUUUACCUAAUGAGGCAAAUCUCAACUUAUGGUUGAUGGGAAUAGAUACCCAAUUUUUCAAUAUCAAUAAUAUAUUUCGGGGUAUAAAGCUUAUACCGGCAGGGAUCCAUUUAUUUCACUAUUCAAUUCCCCCCGGUAAUGGAACCAUAAACGACAAUGAAUUACCUUCGGAAACAAUAAUAUCCUCUAGUUCACGUUUAGGUUUUUGGUUUGACUGUAAAGAUAAUGAUGUGUUAAUAUUACGAUGGGAUGAUGCUUUGGAACGACUCAAUAUUAUCAAUCCACAUAAGGAUGAAGAACAAUUGAAUUAUACUAAAUGCUUGAAUAGCAUUGGAGAUAUUUACUCGUAUAUGGUGAGUUAUCCAGAAGAUGCUCUGAAAUGGUUGAAUACAUCCAUCAGCUACAUCGAUUUUGAGGUGAUCCAAGAGUUUUUGCCUUGUGAUAAUGACAUGUAUUCGGGAGAUAUUACAUCAAUGAUGCCUUCUAAAGAAGAGAAUAUGGUUCUACUAGAUGCGCUCGAGAAAGUUAAUCCUCAAGCAUCAUCUUCGUUGGAGGAUCAAUCUGACAAAGAAUUGAGAUAUACAAUAAUACAAUUCAAGAUUAAUAAAGAAAAUACGGAGUCUGUGGAAGAAGUAACUGAAAAUUAUUUAGACAAGUCAUGGUAUUUGAGUCAGUUAUAUGGUAAUGACAUUGAGUUGAUGUUUGGGGAGUUGCAGCUAUCAUUCAUAAAUUUUGUCAUACUCGGAAAUUUUUGUUCAGGGUUGCAAUGGCUAAACAUAAUAAAAUUGAUUCUGAUGAGUAAGAACUUUAUGAAAUCAAGUCAAAAAGUAGCAUUGGAUUUUUUGACCAUAUUUCAACACCAUUUAGACAAAUUGCCAAAGGAAUACUUGAUCGAUGAUCUUGCUCUCAACAAUCUGCUUGACUUGCAGACAUACGUCUCAGUAUUAGAAAAUUUUGCCAGAGAUAUGUUCCCAAAAGAUACCUGGGAUCUUAAUGGUUGUUGUGGUAAGAUGAAACUUUCGGGAUUCAUCAAAGAGAAGUGGCAUCGUAUACUAGAAAUUAACAAGUCCAAGUUCAAUAUCGAUUUUGAGAAGCUAGACAAGAACCGCACUGAUGAAAAUCAAAUCGAAGUUUAUGACUUGAACGAUUAUGACGAGAAUGACGAAGAUGCCCCUGCGAUAGUGGGAUGA